UAACACGCACUUCUCCACGAAUCAGAAAGUGGAUUAACGAGUUUACUCCUUAGUCCCGACUUCAUUUUGCUUACAGAGUUGUUAGGAAGUGGACGAACCGAAUUGGCCGGUCGAGAAAUUUAACAAAAUAAUAAUAAUAAUACGGGAAGAAAAAAUGUCGACGUAAAACUUACAGUUGAAUUGCCGAUCAAUCGUAAAUCGUCAUGGAUAGAUAUCAUUGGGGAACAUUUCCUGGCCGUCCCAUGGAUCACGAAACCAGAACACCCAUGGCUUGGCAUUAUAGAGAUAGAACGCAUCCACACUGGGAUUACAGACCCUCUUCUCCAUCUUUAAGUUCGACUUCAACAGAUUUUCAGGACAAAGCACCUAUAAUGCAAGAUCGUCGAUACAGAAAUACAACACUGAGAUCAACGAGAAGUGUUCCGGCCUUAAAUUUGAUGUCCGAAUCGUGCCCCGUACACUCUCAACUUCCACAUCCACCCGGUGAUAAUCUUCGGAGGUAUGGUUCCAUGUAUGACAUCAGAGCACCACCUUAUUAUCCCGAUGAAAAUGACAUGGCACAAAAUCUAGAAAAGAAAUCUUUCCACGGAUCUAUGCCUUCGAUACCACGUUUUCCACAUCAUCAUCCUCCUCAUCUACCUCCUCACUUUGUCCCUCCCGUGCCACGUCCAUACAAUCCUUACUUGUAUCAUCCAAUGGGAGCGGAUCCAUUUUCGUACAGAAUGUUUCCUCCUGUACUAAAUUCCAAGGAUCCGAAUGAUUAUAAAAUUUUUAUGCCGGGAUUUAUUCCGAAGAAUAUGUCUGAUCCUUACAGUAUGGAUCAAGUAUGUUGCAAAGGACAUCUUAUAGUAUUAUGGGUUAUAUUGGGUGUUGUUACCAUAGGAGUGAUAUUAGGUAUUGUAUUGGGAGUGAUGUUGACAUGAUAUCUGUAGAAUUCAUUUUGAUAUUUGUAAAACUUUCAUUAAAUUUCUUUUUAUUUUUGA
Centruroides sculpturatus (bark scorpion) is the source of this 983-nucleotide messenger RNA. RefSeq lists its product as uncharacterized. NCBI's taxonomy places the organism in Eukaryota, Metazoa, Arthropoda, Arachnida, Scorpiones, Buthidae. The coding region runs from base 204 to 923 and encodes 239 amino acids. The transcript has 2 exons. The record is from RefSeq and is a predicted model, not a curated record.